This is a messenger RNA of Plasmodium malariae, 1851 nucleotides long. RefSeq names its product peptidyl-prolyl cis-trans isomerase, putative. Gene Ontology annotation, biological process: protein peptidyl-prolyl isomerization. NCBI's taxonomy places the organism in Eukaryota, Apicomplexa, Aconoidasida, Haemosporida, Plasmodiidae. The record is from RefSeq and is a predicted model, not a curated record. The coding region runs from base 1 to 1851 and encodes 616 amino acids. The transcript is spliced from 4 exons. Gene Ontology annotation, molecular function: peptidyl-prolyl cis-trans isomerase activity; ubiquitin protein ligase activity. Gene Ontology annotation, cellular component: nucleus.
AUGGGAAAACAUAAACACAGCAAAGAUAAGUUAUAUAUUUUACAGUCAGAAUAUAGAAGGGAUGCCUUAAUAAAGAAGCAGCUGAAAGCGAAAAGUGUAACGUAUUUGCCCUUUAAUUAUUGCUGCCUAAGCUUAAAACCAUUCAGCGAUCCAUAUUGUGACGAAGAUGGACGGUUGUACGACAAAAAAAGUGUUUUAGAGGAAAUGAGCAGAGCGGAAGAAAAGGACAAAAAAAAAUGCACAGUUGAUAUAAAAAAUUUAAUUAAAGCAAAUUUUUACAAACAUAACAAUCAAUAUAUAUGCCCUAUAACAAGAAAAUAUUUUAAUCAACACACAAAAAUUAUUUUAAAUAAGAAAACUGGAAAUGUAUAUUCAUCAGAAAUAUAUAAACUAUUCCAAAAUAAAAAUGAAAUGUUUGACCCAAUUUCUCAUGACAGUAUGAACAAGUCAGAUUUCAUUGUGUUGCAAGACCCAUUGAACAAAAGAAAUGACAUAUUUGAGCUAAAUAAAAAUUUUGUUCAGAAAAAAAAAAAAAAAACACAAUCCAUUCAGGAAAAUGGUACAAUUAUGAAUAUACUGCAAGAGGUGAACAGUGGAAAAGUGAAAAGCCAAAAAGUGCAAAAUGAAGAGACGCAAAGUAAAGAAGCGCUAAUAGAAGGAACACAAAGCAAAAACUUUAAAGGAAAACAGAGUGAAGGGGAAGGGAAACAAACAUACACAAGAAGUAGAACUCACCAUAAAGAUGAGAUCAAGAAUGAAAUGCAGUUAGGGGAAAAAGGAAAAUACUUUUACUCAUCACAUACAGAUAAUAAUAAUAGUGAGGAAGAAAGUAGUGAAAACGAAAUAAAAAUAAAAUGUGUAAAUUAUAGUGAUAACAAAUUAGCACAAAGUGUAACUUCAACUAUAUCUGAUGUAACAUAUAAAAACAGUUUUAUUUAUUUAUCAGAAAGUCAAGUGUAUGAUUUAAUAUAUGAUCAAGUUAAGACAAAUAAAAAAAAUAGCUAUGUAAGAUUAAUAACAGAUAUAGGUAUGAUUAAUGUGGAAUUAUAUGCCUCUUUAUAUCCCAAGUUAUGUCAUAAUUUUUUAUUUUUAUGUGAAUAUAAAUAUUAUAAUAGAACAGAUAUUUUUAAAAAGGACAAAAAAGACGUUAUUGUAUAUUUUGGUUCAAGUAAAAAUAAUUACCAUUCAGCAAUGUCUGGAUUUUAUUGGAGGAAAAAAUUAAAAAAGAAAAAAUUAAGAAAGAAGAUAAAUGAUGAAAAUGUUAUUCAUACAUUUAAAGAAUUGAUAAUGAAUAUAAACAGUGAUAACGAUAGUGAUAGAGCCAUUAAAUAUGUUAAACACCAAGAGAGUAGACAUACCGAAGCAAAAAGUUGUUAUGGGAAUAUAUAUUUCUUUAAGUAUUACAAUCAGAAGUAUUCAAACAUGUUUUACAUUUGCCUGUCCGAAGAGUAUGUAACGAGUGAUGUGUGCUUUGGACGUGUUGUAGGAGGAAAUGAGACGUUAGGAAAAUUAAAAAAUUUGGACCCCACUAUAAGUGGCAGUGUGCAAUACACCCUAAACGAAGCUAUUAUAUACACAAACCCAUUUAAAGAUGCUGUAAAGGAGAUGAAGGAAAAAAUAAAAAAAAAAGAAGAGAAGAAUGAUGCGAAGGAAAAUACAGAAAGUUUCAUAGAUGACGUAAACUUUGUAGAGAAUAAAAAUGACAGUGUAGGAAAAUAUAUAAAAUGGACGGACUUUAAAAAGAGCAAUCAAUCUACGAACAAUGAGCUAAACAAAACCAAAGAACAUGUUUUACAAAAAGAAAUGUUUUCAAAAUCGAAGCAAAGUAAAAUGGACUUUUCAUGUUGGUAA